Cercocebus atys (sooty mangabey) is the source of this 2096-nucleotide messenger RNA. It is a transcript of the gene SLC2A2, whose product is annotated as solute carrier family 2 (facilitated glucose transporter), member 2. Gene Ontology annotation, biological process: D-glucose transmembrane transport. NCBI's taxonomy places the organism in Eukaryota, Metazoa, Chordata, Mammalia, Primates, Cercopithecidae. Gene Ontology annotation, cellular component: brush border; membrane. The transcript is spliced from 12 exons. The record is from RefSeq and is a predicted model, not a curated record. Bases 185 to 1714 code for a protein of 509 amino acids.
AGCUGCGAAUAAACAGGCAGGAGUUAGUCAGGUGCAUGUGCCACACUCACACAAGACCUGGAAUUGACAGGAAGACUCCCAACUAGUACAAUGACAGAAGAUAAGGUCACUGGGACCCUGGUUUUCACUGUCAUCACCGCUGUGCUGGGUUCCUUCCAGUUUGGAUAUGACAUUGGUGUGAUCAAUGCACCUCAACAGAGAUAAAAGGUGUCCACGUGGGAGACACAAGGUCAUCCUGGCCUGUCAGAUAAUAAUAUCUCACUAUAGACAUGUUUUGGGUGUUCCAGUGGAUGACCGAAAAGCUAUCAACAACUAUGUUACCAACAGUACAGAUGAACUGCCCACAAUUGCAUACUCAAUGAACCCAAAACCAACUCCUUGGGCUGAGGAAGAGACUGUAGCAGCUGCUCAACUAAUCACUAUGCUCUGGUCCCUGUCUGUAUCCAGCUUUGCAGUUGGUGGAAUGAUUGCAUCAUUCUUUGGUGGGUGGCUUGGGGACACACUUGGAAGAAUCAAAGCCAUGUUAAUAGCAAACAUUCUUUCAUUAGUUGGAGCUCUCUUGAUGGGGUUUUCAAAAUUGGGACCAUCUCAUAUACUUAUAAUUGCUGGAAGAAGCAUAUCAGGACUAUAUUGUGGGCUAAUUUCAGGCCUGGUGCCCAUGUAUAUUGGUGAAAUUGCUCCAACCACUCUCAGGGGCGCACUUGGCACUUUUCAUCAGCUGGCCAUUGUCACGGGCAUUCUUAUUAGUCAGAUUGUUGGUCUUGAAUUUAUCUUGGGCAAUUAUGAUCUGUGGCACAUCCUGUUUGGCCUGUCUGGUGUACGAGCCAUCCUUCAGUCUCUGCUACUCUUUUUCUGUCCAGAAAGUCCCAGGUACCUUUACAUCAAGUUAGAUGAGGAAGUCAAAGCAAAGCAAAGCUUGAAAAGACUCAGAGGAUAUGAUGAUGUCACCAAAGAUAUUAAUGAAAUGAGAAAAGAAAAAGAAGAAGCAUCAAGUGAGCAGAAAGUCUCUAUAAUUCAGCUCUUCACCAAUUCCAGCUACCGACAGCCUAUUCUAGUGGCACUGUUGCUGCACAUAGCUCAGCAAUUUUCUGGAAUCAAUGGGAUUUUUUACUACUCAACCAGCAUUUUUCAGACGGCUGGUAUCAGCAAACCUGUUUAUGCAACCAUUGGAGUUGGUGCUGUAAACAUGGUUUUCACUGCUGUCUCUGUAUUCCUUGUGGAGAAGGCAGGGCGACGUUCUCUCUUUCUAAUUGGAAUGAGUGGGAUGUUUGUUUGUGCCAUCUUCAUGUCAGUGGGACUUGUGCUGCUGAAUAAGUUCUCUUGGAUGAGUUAUGUGAGCAUGAUAGCCAUCUUCCUCUUUGUCAGCUUCUUUGAAAUUGGGCCAGGCCCGAUCCCCUGGUUCAUGGUGGCUGAGUUUUUCAGUCAAGGACCACGUCCUGCUGCUUUAGCAAUAGCUGCAUUCAGCAACUGGACCUGCAAUUUCAUUGUAGCUCUGUGUUUCCAGUACAUUGCGGACUUCUGUGGACCUUAUGUGUUUUUCCUCUUUGCUGGAGUGCUCCUGGCCUUUACCCUGUUUACAUUUUUUAAAGUUCCAGAAACCAAAGGAAAGUCUUUUGAGGAAAUUGCUGCAGAAUUCCAAAAGAAGAGUGGCUCAGCCCACAGGGCAAAAGCUGCCGUAGAAAUGAAAUUCCUAGGAGCUACAGAGACUGUGUGAAAAAAAAAAACCCUGUUUCUCGACAUGAAAAGAAACAGUAAGGGAACCGUCUGUUUUUAAAUGACGAUUCCUUGAGCAUUUUAUGUAUACAUCUUUAAGUAUUGUUUUAUUUUUAUGUGCUCUCAUCAGAAAUGUCAUCAAAUAUUACCAAAAAAGUAUUUUUUUAAGUUAGAGAAUAUAUUUUUGAUGGUAAGACUAUAAUUAAGUAAACCAAAAAGGCUAGUUUAUUUUGUUACACUAAAGGGCAGGUGGUUCUAACAUUUUUAGCUCUGUUCUUUAUAACAAGGUUCUUCUAAAAUUGAAGAGGUUUCAACAUAUCAUGUUUUUUUUUUUUUUUUUUUUGAGACGGAGUCUCGCUCUGUCGCCCAGGCUGGAGUGCAGU